UUCAUAUUUGAGUGAGCCUGCCGCUUUCUCUUUAGUAGAUCUCCCGCCGUGCAAGCUCCUUUGCAGUGCACAUUUCAUUUCCGACCCCUGCUUGGUUUUCCUGAAACUGGACUCCAGACCUGAUUAAUAAAACAUCCUUUGUGUGCCGCUGGCUGAUCACCGGAGUCCUUUCAGCUGUAUAAGUGGUGAAAGGCGACAUAAUCUUCCUCAGAACAAGAUCUUGGCUGAGAUUGAGCGCACAGGCACAUACUAGGUAGACCACAAAACCCCCCCUGAGGAGGAGCAGCAUGUUAGAGCCCCAGCAGCACGGUGAGCUCCUCCUGCAUGACUCCCCACCGGUGUAUGGGAAGCCGUGGUACUGGCAGCGCAGCAGCAGCAGCAUGGAGAGCACGCGCAGCCUGGCGCACGUCAUCAUGGAGAUGCGCGACGAGAUCAAGAAGCUGGAGGAGGAGAACCGAGAGCUGAGGGGGGACUUUGGACAGCGGGGCAUGUCAGGGGAAUGCAGCAAGGUUUCCCCAGAAUCAGAGAAGCUGGAAAACCCCUACGUGAACCUGAGGAGGAAUGCAUCUGCGCCGGUGUUGGAGGGACAAUACAAAGAGAACACUGUCAUGACUGUCAGAAGGUAUUCUAUUGGCUCCAACCUGUCAGGGGUGACCAUGUCAGAAGGAGGGGUGGACAGGGCACAGAGGAAGGACUCUGGAUGGGGACGACUAAAAGAAGACAUCGACCAUCACCAUGGAAAUGCCAUCUUUGGUAAUUCAGCCAGAGAGGUUAACAACAGGCACUCGCUGCAGGAAUAUGUGCACAAAAACAGGACAAAGGUAAAAACUGUCACAUUCCUUCUACCCGUGGAUGACAUUUACACCAGUAGGCCAGUUCUUAAGAAGCACCAGGAGGGGCCUAAAAUCACAGAGCUGGCCUCAAUAUCUGAGACAGAUUCAUGAGGGAUUAAGCAGAACAUUGAAUCGACUUUGGAUGUGGACCAUGAGACAAAACGCACACAUGGACUUCAUUUAGGUCAGAGUAGAUUGGAGCUCUUACAGAGCGAACCAGCAGACCGAUUUUAUCACACCUGACCACACAAACAGAGGACUCUGGUUACAGGUGUUUGUUUUCACUCUGCCAUGGCGAUCCAGGCCCGGUCAGCAGUGAUGACACCCGAGGGCCUCUUCAGUGAGGAUCAGAUGUCUGGACUCUGCUCUGAACUUUGGGUGUCGUUAUGGGUGCAGGUGACAGCACUUUUACAGACAAUUAUGGCCACUGACUCAGUUCCCGGGAGCAACAUCAAGAGCAUUGUUUAUUUAUCUUUGUAUGUUUUCAUCCUGUAAAAUGAAAUGUGUCGUCAAGGGGGCCACGUGUGUUUUUCAACAUGUGACCAACAAGUCUCUGCGUGGGUACAGAAGGCUCCCUGUAACGCUUACUAGUGUUUCAUGUGAGAAUGUCAAAAUGAAAGCAAAGCACCUUUAACGUUCAUUGAGCCAUUAUUAGAGACAUAUCAGUGUUAUGAAGUGUUCGAAUACAUUUGAAGCUCAUUUAAUGUAAUUUUCUUUAAAAAUAUGCCUUAUUG
This is a messenger RNA of Notolabrus celidotus (New Zealand spotty), 1567 nucleotides long. RefSeq lists its product as uncharacterized. The coding region runs from base 288 to 944 and encodes 218 amino acids. The transcript has 3 exons. NCBI's taxonomy places the organism in Eukaryota, Metazoa, Chordata, Actinopteri, Labriformes, Labridae. The record is from RefSeq and is a predicted model, not a curated record.